GCUUGUCGGUUGUUGGUUGUUGGUUGUUGGCACCAGCACCAGCACCAGCUGCAGCAUUUCGUGUGUUUGGAAUCAGAGUUGAUAGUAUUUGCUAUGUCAAAGAUAUCUCUUUGAAUCACAGCAGAUAAGGCCAAGAACACAGCUUUACUGCAAAAGAGGGGAAAAAGAUAGCAUAGUCGCAAGGAUUCCCACUGAGGCAUCCACUGGGUUUUGAUAGUGAAAAAUGAGUACCGGCCUUCACGUUAGAAAGAAACCAUCAAAUCUCGAAGAGGAUGCUGAUCCCGAGGUACCAAGCUCUCCUUCGAAUGGGGAUGGGAACGGUAGCGAGAACAAGAUUCACGGACAAACUAGUUUCUUUCGACGCUUUGUUCGAAGUGAAGUUGGCUGUGCGAUCGAAGCUAUCGCCGGAUUCCUCAUUUUUGGAUUGCUUUUUGGAUAUUUGAUCUUGCAUCAUCAGCAUCGGAAGGUGAGGUCCGAYUUAAUCGUAUAGGCUAAGUUUCAUUCUUAGGUUCCUUCGCAUGCCAGAUUUUCCUACAUUCCCUUAUCAAAAAUUGCAUCCUGGUGGAUCUGAACGCUUUCUUUUCAAAUACUGGCAGGUCGUUCUUCAUAUCAUGCGCGAUCCUCUUGGGCACGGUGCGGCACUCAAGGGGAGGGUUGGAUUCCGUCACCACUUUUACACUGGGCACCCCAGGACCGUAACUGUCGUGAUGCCUAGUGUUGUGAAUCCUAAGGGAAGAACAAAGCGCCUUAAAUCCAUACAAGAAACUUGGGGGGCUUCAGCUCGUGCUAUUUAUGUUGUUCACGACAUCGAGGAAUUUCCCGUUGCAUCCCACGCGGUCAUAUCCGAAAGUCGUACCCCAGAAGAUCCUUAUUCCUACCCGCAACUCAUGCUUGUCCCAGAUGGGAUCGGAGCCGAAGACGGCGUCCCAAGAUUGAUCCAUACCGUACAAACCGUUUUUGAAAAGGUCAAUCCAGAUUUUGCCUUUUUUGUAAACGAUCACACCUACGUGAUCCCAGAACACCUCUGCAACUACCUAGAACAUAAAAAGCCUACAGAGGAUAUGUAUCACGGACAUGCGCUACACGAUGGAAACAACGCAUUCAAUUCCGGCGCAGCAGGCUACAUUCUAUCGCGAGAAACUAUGAGAAGGCUGGUCGAUCAAUGGAACCAUGGAAAGUGUACGGGAAGGGAUGCCAGCAAAUGGAUACAAGGAAACCCCGGCUUGUUGACAGCGCAAUGCCUGAAGGAAGACUUAGGGAUAACUGCGUUUGAUACACGUCAAGACAAAAAAUAUCACCGAUUUCAUGCGUUUCCACUCACCCGGGCGGUGUCUGGGAAAGUGGACGGUUGGUACAUAAACAAACACAAGGUGAGUCGGUUUGUUUGAUUUGAUUUGUCUGUUUGAAAUAAUGGCUGGUGAUGCUCAURCAGUGCAUAUGCACAACGCUUGACAGGACAUGGACAAAAAUUUCAUGGGUUUUCCAGCAUCCUACAAUACACUUUUGUCAGGAAAAGAUUGCUGUGCGCAGGACACAGUUAGUUUUCACUACGUUGAAUUCAUGGAAUCGACAGCACUCUUUGCUACCCGAGAAGCCCUUUUGGAAAAUCCACACAUGACCGACCACGAGGUGAAAAGCCUCAUGAUGGCGGAAUGGCCUAGAGGAAAAGAAGUUGGCUUUUAUUCUAGAGAAUUGCCGAGCGAAAAUGACAAAGAGGGAUGGGAACCAUUGCUCAAGGUAGUAAGGAAGAUAUCCUCGAGAUUAACCCAAAGAGAAUGUUGACCUCACUUGUGAGUGCAGUGCUCUUGUUACCUGCUUUGUAGGAACAAAUCACCUAGGAAAGAUACGCACUGUAGAUAUUCUUCUGAUGAUGGUACAGUACUGGAGGAACAAUCUUAGUUAGUACAUGGAUUGAGAAGUUGUACAAUAUUGCUCAGAGUGGUAGCAGUUUAUGAAAGAAACCAGUAACUAAUAGAAUGACAUCACUCAU
Messenger RNA from Pseudo-nitzschia multistriata, 1990 nucleotides. NCBI's taxonomy places the organism in Eukaryota, Bacillariophyta, Bacillariophyceae, Bacillariales, Bacillariaceae. The record is from the annotation of a GenBank genome assembly.